CUGGUGCGCCUGCUCCGCGGUCUACCACGCCAGCUGGACGGUACGGCAGUACCCGCAGCACUGGUACAUGCGGCCGGACAUGGUGGGCGCGGAUUCGGACCCCGGGCGGCCGGUGCAAACGGGCACCAUCAGCUUCUUCGCCGGGCUGCUGCUGUACAGCUUCCUCAUCCCCAUCUCCCUCUACGUCUCCAUGGAGCUGGUGAAGCUCUUCCAGUCCCGCAUCCUCAUCGCAAACGACCGCGACAUGUACCACGCUGAGACGGACACGCCCGCGCUGGCCCGCACCUCCAACCUGAACGAGGAGCUCGGCAUGGUGAACACGAUCCUGUCCGAUAAGACCGGGACUCUAACGCGCAAUGUAAUGGAGUUCUUCAAGUGCUCCAUCGCGGGCGUGGCCUACGGCGCUGGUAUCACGGAGAUUGAGAAAGCCAACGCGCUAAGGAAGGGUGUGGUGCUGGACGAGCGCGAGCGCCCCGAGGCUACCAAGUGCCGCGAGCGCUUCUUUAACUUCUAUGACGACCGCCUGAUGGGAGACGCGUGGUACAGCGCGCAUGACCCUGCCACCGUCGAGAUGUUCUUCCGGCUGCUGGCCGUGUGCCACACCGUCAUCCCAGAUGGCCCUCCGGAACCGGCCACCAUCAAGUACGAGGCUGAGUCACCUGAUGAGGCUGCGCUGGUGGUAGCUGCCAAGGCGUUUGGCUUCUUCUUCUUCAAGCGCACCAACACCACCGUGACGGUACGUGAGCGCACGGCGCGGGGCGAAGCGGAUGUGGAGUACGAGGUGCUCAACAUCCUCGAAUUCAACUCUACCCGCAAGCGCAUGAGCGUGGUCAUCAAGGACAAGGCGACGGACAAGAUCCUGAUCUUCACCAAGGGUGCCGACACGGUGAUCUACGAGCGGCUGGACCCGGGGUAUGGGCCCAAUGAGGCCAUGAAGGAAUCCACCACGCGCCACAUGGAGGAGUUCGGAUCGGCCGGGCUGCGCACGCUGUGCCUGUCGUAUGCUGAGGUGGAUCCCGAAUGGUACAACAGGGAGUGGCUGCCCGAGUGGGUGGCGGCCAAGACGUCCCUGGACAAGCGCGAUGAGAAGGUGAUGGACGUGAGCGAGAAGAUUGAGCGCAACCUGCGGCUGCUGGGUUGCACUGCGAUCGAGGACAAGCUGCAGGAG
Messenger RNA from Astrephomene gubernaculifera, 1168 nucleotides. The record is from the annotation of a GenBank genome assembly. NCBI's taxonomy places the organism in Eukaryota, Viridiplantae, Chlorophyta, Chlorophyceae, Chlamydomonadales, Astrephomenaceae.